Triticum aestivum (bread wheat) is the source of this 2025-nucleotide messenger RNA. RefSeq lists its product as uncharacterized. The record is from RefSeq and is a predicted model, not a curated record. Lineage: Eukaryota; Viridiplantae; Streptophyta; Magnoliopsida; Poales; Poaceae. Bases 883 to 2025 code for a protein of 380 amino acids. The transcript has 3 exons.
GCAGCCGUCAGGCAGGCAACCCAACUCGCCGGGUCUCUGGAUUCUCUCGAGGGCACCUGGCUGGCGGCUCCAACUACCGGAGCUCCCUCGCCGUCCGUUAGGCUCUCCCCGCAUUACCACCCACCACCACCAUCUCCCUCCCUGCUUUGUGUUCUCUCCUCUUACCAUCUCCACAAUCGUCCCGACCAAGCGGACAGCGCUGGCGAUGGACUUCUCCGUCGAGGAUGGCAAAAGGCUAUGGUCGCUUGUUCGGAAGCAGGAGGUCUUGGUUGACAAGAAACGAAGGUGGUUGGAGUCGAUGACUCCCACUCCCAAAUCGGAUGGCUGCAACACACGACUGAAGCGACCAAAGUUCUUGACUGAUGCGUUCUUGGCUGAAUCAGAUAUACGGAGUGACGAAGUGUCUUGCCAAAAAGUGACAGUGUCUGCAGCGCGGUGGCCACAACCAUCACUUGGUUCAGGAUGGUCUCAGGCUUCUUAACUUACCAAGAGGGGAAGAUGGCUCAUUGAGUCCAGAAAGUCUGAACAUUAUGCAUAGCACAAUCAAUAAGUUAAGCAAUGGAGCACUUCAAUCAGUGGCUAAAAUCAUCAGCCGCACCAAGUGUAGUUUUAAUAAGACUAGACCACUGUUAAGAGAAAUUGUAACAUACCAUCUUCCGUGUUACUUAGCCAAGCUGGAUCAUGAAGAUGUCAUCAUGUUUGAGUUGUCUGAAAUUUUGAGAAAUCCUGGCAGCUACCAAUCUGAUUCGUUGAGCCUUGUCACACCUGUGUCACCACUCACCACUGCUUCUGUCAUCUAUCAACCAAGCUUUGGAUAGACUUGAUGGGAUUCCUGACCAAGCUCUUGUUGCAGUGAACAGGAAACUCAUAGGAAAAACAUGUAUGCCGAAAUUCUGGCAUGCGCCUCGGUCUUCCAGUAGAGGGCAUCUUAUUGAAAUAGUGAGGAAAAGAUGCAAAAUGAUUAUAGCGCGUAUUGAGGAAGGUUACAUGCCAAAGAGAUUAGCAAAGGCCAUGUCAGUGGUGAACCUAUACUGGAAGCAGAAGUUGAGAUCCAUGGAUAUUUCUCAGUUAGAGUACUUCCCCUUUUCAAAAGAAACAGCGUCUUUGCAAAAUGAUGUCCUGAAUGCUCUUUGGUUGCUUCCAAAACUCCAGCAUGAUGACCUAAAAUUGCUGCGUCCCAUAUUGGACCCAGAUCCUAAAUUUCGAAAGAUGCAAUUUAGAGUAGCUUUGAGGAAGUACUUGUUAGAAUGCUUGUUUGAAUCUGAUGAAGGUGAUUUGCCAGAUGAGGCCCAUCAAGCCAUAGCCUUUAUAAAUCGGAUUUCUCAAUGUAAAAGUGCCUGUCUGACAGAACGAAGGAAGAAUGCUGAAGUAGAUUCUGUAUUGAAUGUAAGCAGUCAACUCAGAGCUUUCGUAUAUUAUGAUAUCGAUGACUGUUCAGACGAGGACGAGUUGAUGAGCUUAGGGAGUGUCAACUGCAGCGGGGAUAAUGAUUUCAUACUCCCCGAGACCAACUAUUUCCACUAUAACUUUGAGCAGCAUAUGGAUGAGCCUUGUUCUUCGAAUAGUGCACCCAAAGUUGUUGAUAUGGACGAGUGUUGUUCGGCUGAAUCUACCAGAGCUGCACAUCAUGUUCAAGAAGCUGAACAUUUAGAUUCCAAAUUAGAGGAGGUUUUCAGGAAACCAUGUGAAGGAACUGAAAACUCUGGAGCCACUCCACAUUACAGAGACAACCUUGCUUUGGAGGAGGCUGUUGAUACCAAUCAUUUGAAGACGCCAGUGCACUCUAAGGAUCUCUCCGAGAUAUGUGAUGAAACUUCAACAGCAGCCCACAUGCUCAUUGGACAAAUUUUGGAUAAAUGGCUACUUGUAGGGAACGGCGAAGUGGAAGUGCUCACCAGACAUUAUCUUGGAGGGGGCUUGGUUUCUGAAGGUCCACAACGUACGUUGCGGGGUAUCGUUGUAGCUUCUCUGUUGUCCUACUCCUCUCAGGUAUAUGUUGCAUGUGUGAAGUCGAGAGUAAGCUGA